Molecule: messenger RNA, 2076 nt
Organism: Panicum hallii
Lineage: Eukaryota; Viridiplantae; Streptophyta; Magnoliopsida; Poales; Poaceae
Product: CBL-interacting protein kinase 15
Exons: 2
Coding region: 468-1805 (445 amino acids)
Biological process (GO): signal transduction; protein phosphorylation
Molecular function (GO): protein kinase activity; ATP binding
Source: RefSeq, a predicted model, not a curated record
GCCUCCUCUCCUCAUUGUCGCCGCAACCCCUCCCCUCCCUCCCCGCCCAGCGGAACUCGGGCAACAACAACAUACUCAAUCAAAGGCAGCGUGUAGCCCUGCCCCGCACAAGUUUUGAUUUUUGUCGCUUCCUCAACCCUCUCUUCCUCCUCGUGGCAUCGCAAGAUAACAAAAUCCACAACAAGUCAAAACAUCAGGGAAUGCUGAAAGAUGUGCUUUCAUAGAAGAGAUUUUUGCUGCGACAUCAAGGAGCUCGCUGCUCCACAAAGGCUGCUAGCCUGCUCAACUCUUGAUGUGAGCGACCAUCUUAGCUGCAUCAAUUCUACACCAUUCAGACUCCGACACGACCAAGCUAUAAGAGUACUGUUCACUGUCAUGGACCAUGACAUGGGGGAGGAGGGCUAAAUCAUUGCAGUCCACCUGUUUGGCGGUCAGAAGAUAGCCCUGUGAUUUAUACUUUUGAAGAUAUGGAGGGUAGAGGAAAGAUUUUGAUGGAGCGGUAUGAGUUGGGGAGAUUGCUGGGGAAAGGUACAUUUGGCAGGGUGCAUUAUGCAAGAAACCUUGAGUCCAACAGAAGUGUUGCUAUUAAGAUGAUGGACAAGGACAAAGUGCUCAAGGUCGGGCUUUCAGAGCAGAUACGGCGUGAGAUCACAACAAUGAGGUUGGUGGCACAUAAGAACAUUGUUGAGCUUCAUGAGGUCAUGGCAACAAGGAACAAGAUCUACUUUGUCAUGGAGUAUGUGAAAGGUGGCGAGCUCUUUGACAAGAUUGAGAAGAAUGGCAGGCUCACGGAGUCUGCUGCGCACAACUACUUCCAGCAGCUUAUUAGUGCAGUGGAUUACUGCCACAGCCGAGGCGUGUACCACCGGGACCUGAAGCCUGAGAAUCUGCUGCUAGAUGAGGAUGAGAACCUGAAGGUCUCUGAUUUUGGACUGAGUGCACUUUCGGAGUCAAAAAGGCAAGAUGGAUUGCUCCAUACCACCUGUGGAACACCAGCUUAUGUAGCUCCAGAGGUGAUCAGCAAGACAGGCUAUGAUGGUGCAAAAUCAGACAUCUGGUCUUGUGGUGUUGUUUUAUUUGUCCUUGUUGCUGGUUAUCUCCCUUUCCAAGGCCCAAACUUGAUGGAGAUGUAUCGGAAGAUACAGCAUGGUGAUUUCAGGUGCCCCAGUUGGUUUUCACACAAACUCAAGAAGCUGUUGUACAAGAUCUUGGACCCCAACCCAAGCACAAGAAUUUCAAUUCAGAAAAUAAAAGAGUCUACCUGGUUCCGAAAAGGCCCUGAGGGGACCCGCACAGUUAAGGAGAAAAUUCCCAGUGAGAAUGCCACCACAAAUGCUGCUCCAACACUUUCUGUGAGGCGUGGAAAGAAUGCUUAUGAAGAUGUGAAGCCGCUGCAUGUGACAAACUUAAAUGCCUUUGAAAUUAUCUCUUUCUCCUCAGGGUUUGAUCUAUCUGGCUUAUUUAUUGAAAUGGAACACAGAAAGGAGGCACGAUUUACUUCAGAUAAGCCAGCCUCAGACAUCAUCUCGAAGAUUGAAGAUGUUGCAAAGAUGCUGAAUCUCAGGGUAAGGAAGAAGGAUAAUGGUGUUGUCAAGAUUCAAGGGAGGAAGGAGGGAAGGAAUGGUGUCCUUCAGUUUGACACAGAGAUCUUUGAGAUCACACCGUUCCAUCAUCUCGUUGAGAUGAAACAAACAAGCGGUGAUUCACUUGAGUAUCAGAAAUUAUUCGAACAGGACAUCCGGCCAGCACUGAAGGACAUAGUCUGGGCCUGGCAUGGAGAUGAUCAGCAGCAAAUGCAGGAGUAGCUUUGGAUGCCUCAGUUUUUUGUUCCGAAAAUUCGUUUUCUUCAGCUCAGAGAUUCUGUUCUACAUGUGUGUUCUUUUUUAGAAGCUACAUUCCUUUUUUUAUCAGAAGAGAACCUAAUGAGUGGUGAUGACCUGAACCAUUAGGUUGUAUUCCAUCAAACAAUAAUUGUGGAAAAGCUGAGCUCUUGAGUUUCAUUCUGAAAAUUGUUUCUGUUCUGUAAUGGUGGUCCCUAUUGAUAGUGAAAUACAAUGCCUUUGAUCCUUGAAAAAA